This is a messenger RNA of Brachypodium distachyon (stiff brome), 2434 nucleotides long. RefSeq names its product proline-rich receptor-like protein kinase PERK8. Gene Ontology annotation, biological process: protein phosphorylation. The transcript has 8 exons. The record is from RefSeq and is a predicted model, not a curated record. Gene Ontology annotation, molecular function: ATP binding; protein kinase activity. Bases 30 to 2075 code for a protein of 681 amino acids. Lineage: Eukaryota; Viridiplantae; Streptophyta; Magnoliopsida; Poales; Poaceae.
UGUGGGGAUACUUGCGGAGGGCGGUGGGGAUGGGCGGCUACGGCUACGGCGGCGAAGCGGAUCCCUUCCUGCCUCCGCAGCCGGGGUCGUCGGCAUACGUCGCGCCGCCGGGGGACCAUGGCCAGCCGCAGAUGCAGCCGGGGCCGCGCCCUCCGGGUUGCCCCUACUCGUCCAACGCCUCUGCCCCGCCGGCUUCCACGUCGUACCAUUCUAUGCCCCCGGCGGCGUCCCCUCCGCCGGUAAGCAGCCCGCCUCCGGCGUCCCCUCCGCCCGAGCCAUUGCCGUCACCUCCUCCAGCAUUGCCGCCGUCACUGCCUCCGCCGGCAUUGUCGCCUCCGCCACCGGAUGCCCCCCCUCCGUCGACGCCGCCGCCGUCCCCGUCCCCGUCGCCGCCUUCCAUAGAGGUGCAAGCGCCACCGCCACCGACGGCAGACGACCAGCCGCGCGUACAGCCACGUGUGUACCCUUCACCGCCCCCACCGUCGCUGCCCCCACCGCCUCCUGCAACCGUCUCGCCACCAUCUCCUCCUCCGAGCCCCACACCAUCGCCCUCGCCCGCUCCAGCUGCACAAGCUCCAUCACCAGCGCCAGUCGCACCCUACAGGGUGCCUCCUCCGCCAAGAAUCGUCUCUCCCCCACCGCCGCACCAUCACAACAAGCCACAUUAUGCGCCGCCACGCUCGCCUGCGAGGCAUUCAAAUUCGACCCACGCACCAAGUGGCGUCGGCAAGAACAUUGAGAUAUCGAGGGAAACAGCCACCACCAUUGUAGCAAUUGCUGGUCUUGCAAUGCUAAGCUUUAUUGGUGCCACCAUUUGGUUCGUCAAGAAGAAGCGACGGCGGACAGAGCCCCCUUCAGCACUGCCCACACAGCAACAAGCUCCACCACCACCACCACCCAAUUACAUUCCCUCAUCCGCUGGAUCAUCACUAGCAUCAGACGGAUUCUACUUACGGUCACCGGGGUAUCCAUUCAUGAGGUCCAGUACUGGGAGCCACGGUUUCCCAUACUCACCUGCUGACUCCGGGAUAGGGUACUCAAGGAUGCUCUUCACGCCAGAGAAUUUGUCAGCAAUCUCAAAUGACUUUGCAGAGGAGAACCUUUUGGGAGAAGGCGGAUUUGGCUGUGUGUACAAGGGCAUCUUACCAGAUGGUCGCCCGGUGGCUAUCAAGAAGCUCAAGAUUGGGAAUGGGCAGGGGGAGCGUGAGUUCAGGGCUGAAGUUGAUACCAUCAGCAGAGUACAUCAUAGGCAUUUGGUUUCACUAGUAGGUUACUGCACAGCAGAGGGCCAGCGGAUGCUUGUUUAUGAUUUUGUUCCCAACAACACCCUUUAUUACCAUCUCCAUGUAAAUGAAGUAGCACUUGAUUGGCAAACAAGGGUUAAGAUUGCAGCUGGAGCAGCUCGUGGCAUUGCUUACCUUCAUGAAGAUUGUCAUCCUCGGAUUAUACAUAGAGAUAUUAAAUCAUCUAAUAUUUUAUUAGAUAACAACUUCGAAGCUCAGGUUUCUGAUUUUGGACUUGCAAGGUUAGCGGCUGAUUCCAACACACAUGUCAGUACACGUGUCAUGGGAACAUUUGGGUAUUUGGCUCCAGAAUAUGCAUUGUCUGGCAAGUUGACAGCAAAAUCGGAUUUAUAUUCUUUCGGUGUUGUUCUUUUGGAGCUUAUUACAGGAAGAAAACCUGUUGAUUCUUCUCAGCCGUUGGGAGAUGAGAGUCUUGUCGAAUGGGCCCGGCCCUUUCUCAUGCAAGCAAUUGAACAUCGAGACUUUGGGGACCUUCCUGAUCCAAGGAUGGAGCAGAAGUUUGAUGAAAAUGAGAUGUAUCAUAUGAUAGGAGCCGCAGCAGCAUGCAUUCGUCAUUCUGCAGUGAUGAGACCUCGAAUGGGGCAGGUGGUUAGAGCGCUGGAUAGUUUAGCGGACUCAAACCUGAACAAUGGCCUUCAACCAGGCCGCAGCGAAGUAUUCUUAGAACCGAGGACCGAAGAGAUUAGAUUGUUCCAGCUGAGAGAAUUUGGCAGCCGGGAAUGUAGCGAUGAGUUGAGCCAAGCUAGCUGGAGAAGUCGGAGAGAUUUGUAAACAGCACCGGUACAAGAUCAUUAACAUUUUUUGGUCAUUCUUUACAUGUAAUUAUCUCUUUUACAUGAUUUUCUUUCUUUCUUUUCUCUGAGGCAAUUCUUGUUCUCCCCGGAGUAAAUUUUGCAUUCUUUCUGGAGAUAAGUAAAUCCCUUCUUUUUUGGUCAGUGAAGAAUAUACAGAAAGUUUGGCCCCUGCGUCAUUCCAAGAGAAGAAUAACUGUAUUAUGUUUUCUGCUUUUUGGGCAGGCCAGAUUGCUGCCCUUGCACUGCAAGUUUUAAGGCCGUAGAGGAUCAGUGGUUGACUCAGGCCUUGUAUUAAGCACAAGUACAAUCAUGAUUGGCACAUGUUCGCAGUGUUUA